Canariomyces notabilis is the source of this 1263-nucleotide messenger RNA. RefSeq lists its product as uncharacterized. Gene Ontology annotation, molecular function: inositol-1,3,4,5,6-pentakisphosphate 2-kinase activity; ATP binding. The transcript is spliced from 2 exons. The record is from RefSeq and is a predicted model, not a curated record. The coding region runs from base 136 to 1263 and encodes 375 amino acids. Lineage: Eukaryota; Fungi; Ascomycota; Sordariomycetes; Sordariales; Chaetomiaceae. Gene Ontology annotation, biological process: inositol phosphate biosynthetic process. Gene Ontology annotation, cellular component: nucleus.
UGACAAUCAUACAUGGACACAAGUGUUCACGCAUGAGGUACCUACGUCGAUGUACUUGUACAUGACCGUCAAUACCAACCUCUCGUCGUCCAUAGUCCAGUCCAAGAUUACUGCUGGUAAGUAGUUAGCAGCAACAUGUCAUCCGCAAUUCCCUUGGCAGGCAUCCCGGUUUUUCCGUCAUCAGCGGCCGACAAUUAUGAGUUCAAAUUCGUGGGCGAGGGUAACGCGAAUGUCAUCUUCGAGAUUAUAGAAAAAUCCGAUGGCGCAUAUGUCAAUGGCAUCUUCCGUGGCAGUCUUCUUCGUGUGCCUAAAGCGGGCAAGGAAUCCCACAGUUAUCUCGAACUUCAGGAGUACUGGGAGACGGUGAUAAAGCCCCUGUUUGGGCGCGAGGAUCUGGUUCAACAGCGCCUUGUACGCAUCCGAGAUUCCGCUGUCAUCUCGCGGCUCAACACGACUCUCAAAGGGGAAGAAGAUAUUCGCAGGCCCGACUUUAGGGGCAGCCAGAUAGCUCAGGCAGAGUACGCCAUGCUGGUCGAGGAUAUGCGUCAGCGUAGGUUACAUUCUCUAGUUUCUCCCUUCCAUUUCCCUGCUUCUAACGUCUCAGGCGUCGUCUACGAGCCAGACCACCCUGAAGAUCUAGUCCUCGAAUUCAAACCCAAAUGGCUCGCUCAGUCUCCCAACGCGCCCAAGGGGGCGACCCGGUGCCGGACCUGCGCCCACAAAGCUUACAAGCGUCACACCAAACUUGCCGCCAACAACGGCACCAGCACCAAGACCGGGCACAACACCACCAUCCUCUGCCCCCUGGGCCUCCUCGCUAGCGGCAGCUCCCCGUCCUCUCUGGCCAACGUCAUCAGCCACUUCUCUUCUCCUAACCCACCCCUCACCCCACGGGCCCCGACUCCCCAACAGCAAGCCCGGUUUGCCCACUGGCUCCAGACGAACACUCUCCUGCCGCGUGUCCGCGCGGCCCAACUCGCCAACGACCGCGCAGGGCCCCUGGCUGCCGAUGCGCACGACCCACGGUUCCAGCUGGCCAUGACACUGCGCGACUGUACCUGCUUCGUCCGGAUUCGCGCCGAUCCCUCGGCGCCGGUCCAGGCCAAGCUGGGCGACCUGGACAAGAAGAACUGGGCCGCCAAGCUCGGGUACUGGCAGGCGACGGAGCGGCAGCUGAUCGACGGCGGGUACUACGACGGGCGUGAAGAGCCGAGGCAGACCACAGACUGCCAACUUGGCAAGAUCAAGGCUGAGAUUGAAUGA